GCUGAAUACUGAGUAAAAUUUAUCUAUAAUUGGCCUAAAAUCUUAACACCAUUGUAUAAAUGAACGCUUUUGUUGCAGUUGCGUAAACAACAGUGGAAUAUAUUUAUCAUUUAGACUAUUGAACUGUAACUUUCAGUAACCAGAAAUAUCCGGUAGUUUAUUAUACAAAAGCUUUUCCCAAUGGAGUGGCCUAAGUUUUAUCCAUCUCGCAUACCACUUUUUGCCGCCAUUCACGCUUUCUUUUGGUUGCCAGUAAUGUAUUUUAUCGCGACUUAUUAUGACCAUGUACAACCAGUUGUUCCAUACGUGAGCGCUUUUGGUUUAUAUCCGCCGGAAAAAUAUAUGUUUAUGUAUUCAUCGUUAUUAUUUGGAGCACUAAUUAUCAUAAGUCAAUGGUUUUGGUACUUAAUGAUGAGAAGAAGACUUGCGGAGAGAAAUGCUUGUUCACCGGUUGGCGGACUACUAUGCAUCAUGGUACCAAUAAAUUUGACAAUAUCAGGCAUAUCCAUAAUAGCAUUGUCCCUGAUUGAUGCAAAAACUCACAAUUUUAUACAUUAUUGCUUCUCUCUACUGAAUUUCUAUGGUCACAUCGUUUCGAAUCCAUUGGGUGCUCUGCUUGUUUUAUAUUCUUUCCGUCCACGGAAAUGGUUUUUCUUGGCUAGAUUAAUUGUUUGGAUUCAGAUGAUUCUUGGUGCAUAUUUUUUCAUAUACUACAAUAAGAUUGGUCUGCCAAUUUUGAAAGCGAAAGACUUCUACUAUAUAAAACCACAUGAACCGGGAUAUGAAGAAUUUAAAUGGAGUGCAGUGUGCGAAUGGAUCGUAGUACUGGGAUGCCUAGAAAUCGAACUGAUCACAAGUUUGGAACUACGUCAUUACGAAAAACGGACUGUAGAUAGAAUAAGACGUUCCACAAGAUCACGAAGAUUUUAAUUAACUGCAGACAUUUUUUUCAAUGCACGUGAGGAUAUAGACAUAAUUUAGAAUGAUUUAUGUCCUUUGUUAUGUUCAAGUCCUAUGAUUCUCAAGGAUUUUCUUUUCUUAAAAAUAUGAAUAGAAACAUCAUUAUCAUAAUAAUUUUUUGCACCACUUUCUUUACAUUCACAACUUAUAUAUUAUAUGGAAAGAUAACAGUAAAAAGAAAAUAGAUUCCAGGCUUGCA
This is a messenger RNA of Trichobilharzia szidati, 1159 nucleotides long. Lineage: Eukaryota; Metazoa; Platyhelminthes; Trematoda; Strigeidida; Schistosomatidae. The record is from the annotation of a GenBank genome assembly.